CACACACACACACACACACACACACACACACACACACAGUGGUGGAGGGACGAGCACGCCGGGGGACCCGCGACGCUCCACGAUUAAACAUCCUACGCUCAACCUGCAGGAAUGUCCCUCAGACGUCGCCUCGUCCCACGCAGACACGCGUGAAGUGAGGGCGAGACGCACCACGACACGAAAUACCACAGAAAAUCAAACGAGUGCCGGUGAAGCGUGAGAGCCACAGAGGGAGAUGGGAGCGAGCUCAGUCGACUGUGACCGGGACAGACCGGUCUCAUCGCUGCAGCCUGUAUGUAAAGCAGGUGGACUCCCACCGUGUGUGAGAGGUGUGUGUGUGUGUGUGUGUGUGUGGUGGAUUUCAUUUUCAGAAGCGACUGAAGAGAGAGCCGCAGUAAAUACCUUAACCCAUGGGCCUGAAACAUUCCCUGCCCAAGCUGUUCCCGGGGGACAUCGUGGAGUAUCCCAGGAACAAGUACUUUUCCCAUUUCGCGGUGUACUACGGAGAGAAGGACGGCGUCCCCUACGUGGCUCACCUGACAUGUCGAGAUUCAGACGCCAAGCUGCCGCUCUUUGGCCGAGCUCUGAGGUCAGAGGUCAAACUGGACCCGCUGGAGCUGCUGGGAGACAAAUACAAGGUCAGCAACAUGCUGGACGACUCGUUCCCGGCCAGAGACUUCCAGGCCGUGGUGAAGCCGGCCAUCGACGACAUGAUGGGCCGCGAGGUGACCUUCGACAUCCUGUUUCACAACAGCGAGCACCAGGCCACGCUCUUCAGAUACGGCGUCAAGAAGUCUGAGCAGAUAGAGACAAUUUACAAAUUCAUCAUGCCGACCUGGAAGAAGCUGUUUGAGAACAAGAAACUGUGAGAACCGGUUUUAUGCUCAGUUCUCAUCGCCACCAACCGGACGGCGGCGUUGUUCCCCCGCGCAAAUGGAAGAUUGUUGAGGCUGAAGUCAUGAUGUUGCUACUGUGAGGUUGUGAUUUAGACCAGAAAACAGGACGAAUUUGUCCGUUUAUGAGAAAUGUUGACUGCGUGGAUUAGAUGAACCUUCACGCGCACAACUUCAUUCUCUAAACAUCCCCGCUUUUCUCUUACGAUACUUAGAUCUCGUUCCCAGAAUCCCCGAGUCCCAGAACCCACUUGGUCUUACAUUUGUCUUGAUCAUUAGUAGUAACAUUCAUUACAGAGCGUCUGUGUUGUGAGUUGUUGUAACAUAAAAUAGAACGAACUGCUUAAAUCCUUCUCGAUUGCUUUCAAACCUUUUCUUGAUAUUAACUGAACAUCCGGGGUUUUUUUUUCUAAAUAUAAAACUUAAUUUAGAGACAAGAAACUGAAAUGUUUGAAUGUGGGGUUGACGCAGUGGAGUACCGGUGCCACUGGUACGGAAGGAAAUCAAAUAUAUUGAGAACAAGUCACAUUAUUAACGUGAAAAAGUCGGAAUACUCUGAGAUAAAGUCCCAAUUUACCAGACGAGUCACUGAAGUUGUCAUUUUAAGAAAGAUGUUCCAAAUAUUCGAAGAUGAUUCUAUUAUUGUGAGAUUUUCUACCUAUUACUUUAGACCCUUUAUCAUAAAGCUGCGACCUGCCUCCGGAUUUUUUUUUUCUCAAAAUAUUAUUAUUCUACCUUUUUCUCGGGAAAUCUCCAGUUUUCACUGAUUACUUUAUAUAUUAAAAGCUUCAGCCCAAAUUCCCAGACAAUCUCUGCCAUCAGGACCGAGGCUUAGCACCAGGGACAUUCCAGCGUCUGUUCAUCCGGCUUGAAAACGUCUCUAAAAAUCCGAAGAUAAUCUUGUGUAACGCUUUAUUUUAAUGGGUCAUAAUUUCAUUGACAACUCUCUAGAAAGUUUCCUGGAAGAAUCUGUGCAAUUUAGAUUUCAGGUAAAAUGACUUCUCCCUUUAAAACCGAAGCAAAUAUUCCUUCGUUCUUUCAUAUAUGUUGAAUUGUUUGCUGCAGUAGCAGUGAAGUGGAAUUAAUUCAUUGGAAAUGUACUAUUUGAAUUGUUUUUUUGUGCUGAAACGCACCUG
Messenger RNA from Xiphias gladius (swordfish), 2029 nucleotides. RefSeq names its product phospholipase A and acyltransferase 1-like (gene plaat1l). Gene Ontology annotation, biological process: N-acylphosphatidylethanolamine metabolic process. Bases 411 to 869 code for a protein of 152 amino acids. Gene Ontology annotation, cellular component: cytoplasm. Gene Ontology annotation, molecular function: glycerophospholipid phospholipase A1 activity; A2-type glycerophospholipase activity. Lineage: Eukaryota; Metazoa; Chordata; Actinopteri; Istiophoriformes; Xiphiidae. The transcript has 5 exons. The record is from RefSeq and is a predicted model, not a curated record.